AUGAGGUGCAUUGCACAUAUUUUAAACUUGGUUGUUUCUGAUGGCAUGAAAGAAAUGAACUGCUCUGUUAAGAAAGUUAGGGAUUGCAUUAGAUAUGUGAGAAAUAGUCCAUCUAGACUUAAAAAAUUUAAUGAUCUUGCUUCUUCUGAUGCUACACUUGGUACUAAGAAGUCUUUGUGUCUUGAUGUGCCUACUAGAUGGAACUCUACAUAUCUAAUGCUUGACACUGCAUGUAUGUUAAAGUCUGUUUUUGACAGUUAUGAGGAAGUUGAUGAAUCCUUUAGGAUAGAUAUGGGUGAUAGUAUCCCUAACUUUCUUGAUUGGGAAAAUGUUAGGAAGUUCUCUACAUGUCUCUCCUAUUUUUAUAUCACCACUUUGCGUAUUUUUGGAUCCUUAUAUGUCACCUCCAAUAUGCAUUUUCAAGAUAUUUGUGGCUUGUCUGUAAUGCUUGAUGAAAUGAUUGCAAAUGCUGAUUUACAAAUUAUGCAAAUGGGGAAGAGAAUGAGAGAGAAGUUUAAUAAAUAUUGGGGUGACCCCCAUAAGAUAAACAAGCUUAUUAUCUUUUCUCAUAUUCUUGAUCCUACUUCUAAACUGAAUGAUUUGAAGUUUGCUCUUUGCAAUUUGUUUGGAUCUAAACAUGGGAGUGUUUUAUUUGAGACUGUGAAGUAUGAGCUGACUGUUUUGUUUGAUGAGUACAAAUCCUAUGAUGGAGCUUCUGUUUUUGCUCCAACGCCAGUCCUGCCAGUGCCACCUCCUGUUAAGAAGCAUAUCUCCCUCAUGAAGGCAAAGUUCAUGGAGCACAAUAAGGAAAUGGGAGAACCUGGCAGUAAGAAGUCUGAGUUGGAAGUGUACCUGAGUGAGGCUACGGUUGAAAAUGAUGAUGGUUAUGAUAUUUUGAAGUGGUGGAAGCUGAACUCAGGUCGUUUUCCAAUCCUUUCAAGGAUGGCUCGUGAUGUACUUGUUGUUCCAAUCUCAACUGUUGCUUCAGAAUCUGCCUUUAGUACCUCUGGCAGAGUUUUAGAUUGCUUCAGGAGUUCAUUAACUCCAAAACUGGUGGAAGCAUUGGUUUGA
Mercurialis annua (annual mercury) is the source of this 1071-nucleotide messenger RNA. RefSeq names its product zinc finger BED domain-containing protein RICESLEEPER 2-like. Bases 1 to 1071 code for a protein of 356 amino acids. Lineage: Eukaryota; Viridiplantae; Streptophyta; Magnoliopsida; Malpighiales; Euphorbiaceae. The transcript has 2 exons. The record is from RefSeq and is a predicted model, not a curated record. Gene Ontology annotation, molecular function: DNA binding; protein dimerization activity.